This is a messenger RNA of Pseudogymnoascus verrucosus, 1038 nucleotides long. RefSeq lists its product as uncharacterized. The transcript has 2 exons. The coding region runs from base 1 to 1038 and encodes 345 amino acids. The record is from RefSeq and is a predicted model, not a curated record. NCBI's taxonomy places the organism in Eukaryota, Fungi, Ascomycota, Leotiomycetes, Thelebolales, Thelebolaceae.
AUGGUUGCCUCCAAGGACAUGCACCCUUUGCCUAAGAAUUCCGGCAAGAUUUUCUGGAAUAAUCAGUUCAAGGUCAAAAUUGAGCUUCCGACUCGAAGCGAAUUCCCCAGCCUAAAGGGCAAAGUCGCAAUCAUCACUGGUUCCAACACUGGCCUCGGCUUCGAGUCGUCAAAGCAGCUCCUGACUCUCGGUCUGUCCCAUCUCAUAGUGGCCGUGCGGUCCACCAAGAAAGGUAAAGAUGCAGCUUCACAACUUACCUUGGCCAAUCCUUCCGCAACCAUCGAUGUCUGGCCCUUGGACAUGGAGUCGUAUGACUCUAUCCAGACCUUUGUCCACAAAUGCAAUACCGAGCUCUCACGCAUCGACUACACGAUCUUGAAUUCUGGACUCGCUCCAGCAAAUUUCAGCACAACUCAAUCCACCGGACACGAGACCACCAUUCAGGUCAACCACACCAGCACAAUUCUACUUACUAUUCUCCUGCUGCCCAUUCUCAAGGCUAAAUCGACCCGAGACAAUCCAGCACGGUUAACCGUCGUCAACUCUCUCACCGCACAUCUCUGCAACUUCUCAAAUCAACACCAGCGCCCUCUCCUGCCUUCUUUCGAUAAUACCACUAUAACCCCAUGGGAUUCCAAUAACCGAUAUGGCGUGUCGAAGCUUCUGGCUCAACUGUUUCUGGUCAAGCUCGCAGAGCAUAUCAAACCUGAAGAUGUGGUGAUCAACAUGGUCGACCCGGGCCUUACUAAAGGCACAGGUCUGUUUCGCGAUGCAAAGGGUGCGUUGUUAGUAGCCAUGAAAGCAUUCCUUGCCAUUACCGGCAGACCCGUUGACAGAGGGGCUGCUACAUAUGUUGAUGCGUUGUUGGGCCAUGGCAAGGAAUCGCACGGGUGCUUUCUCAUGAACACGGAAAUCUCACCACUUGCAAGUUUCUUCUACACCGCCGAAGGGAGCAUAGCCCAAGACCAGAUCUGGGAAGAGACACUAGGAGAGUUGAGCUUUGCUCAGGCGGAAGAAAUUAUUGCGUCUAUGAGGUAA